UAAUACUCAUAACUGUGCAUACACCGACGUGCGUGGGGUUAUUUAGAAGAGCGCUCCUGCGGCCCGUCGCGCUGGCUACUGUUAGCCUUCGUGGCCUGUUAGCAGGCCGCUGCGGUUUAGGCGCGGGGACAUGGACGCAAUUAUACGACGCUCGCUCCAAAAUAGGGCUACGGUGCUUUACGUUAGCCGGCCGGCAAGAGAGCGCCACGUAACGCACGGCGUCAACAGAAUCCUCAGGAGCAGUGAAGUGUCUUCAUGGCAGUUCGUCGUGGACACAUUAAGUACUUGAAAGCCGACUUGCAGGAGGUGUAUGAAAUGUCGAACGGUUAUGAAGACCACAUGGGAGGGGACGAGGCGAAGGACGCCAAGACUAACCUGAUCGUGAACUACCUGCCUCAGAGCAUGACGCAGGAUGAACUGCGGAGCCUCUUCAGCAGCAUCGGGGAGGUGGAGUCGGCCAAACUAAUCCGGGACAAAGUCGCAGGCCACAGUUUAGGGUACGGAUUUGUUAACUAUCUUAACCCUAAUGAUGCAGAAAGAGCUAUCAGUACACUGAAUGGACUAAGGCUACAGUCCAAAACUAUCAAGGUUUCAUACGCACGGCCCAGCUCUGACAUGAUUAAGGAUGCCAAUCUGUAUAUCAGCGGCCUGCCAAAGUCCAUGACCCAGAAAGACGUGGAAGACAUGUUUUCACGUUAUGGACGUAUCAUUAACUCUCGUGUACUUGUUGAUCAGGGUACAGGUAUGACAGGUGCGUCCCGCGGGGUGGCCUUUAUCAGGUUUGACAAGCGGUCCGAGGCGGAGGAGGCUGUCAAAAACCUGAACGGCCAAAAACCACCCGGUGCCGCUGAGCCAAUCACGGUGAAAUUUGCUGCCAACCCAAACCAGGUGAAGAACACGCAGCUCAUUUCUCAGCUCUACCACAACCAAACCCGCCGCAUUGGAGGGCCUUUACAUCACCAGGCGCAGAGGUUCAGGUUUUCCCCCAUGAGCGUCGACCACAUGAGUGGGAUGGGAGGCGUCAGCGCCCCUGGGAACUCCACCUCCGGCUGGUGCAUCUUCAUCUACAACCUGGGCCAGGACGCCGACGAAAGCAUCCUCUGGCAAAUGUUUGGGCCGUUUGGCGCCGUCACCAAUGUCAAGGUGAUCCGAGACUUCAACACAAACAAGUGCAAGGGCUUUGGCUUCGUUACCAUGACAAACUACGAGGAGGCGGCCAUGGCCAUCGCCAGCCUGAACGGCUACCGUCUCGGAGACAAGAUGUUGCAAGUGUCCUUUAAGACCAGCAAGGGCCACAAGUAGAGUGAGAGCCGGACAAUUGGGUUUAGAGGGGAUGAGGUUGCAAUGACCUGCACCAGGCUUUUUUUGGGGUGGGUGGGAGGGGCUAAAUUAGGAGUUAGCCAAGUCUGGCUCAUCCAUUUUGGUUUAAGUGUAUUCAGAGUUAAGUAAGAUGUUUGUUCACUCUGCACCUUUGUUACUUUUCUAAGACUGAUUUAUUUUUGAUUUGUUUUUUCAUCUUUUCGUUCAUUCGUGGGGCUUGAGGACACUCUGUUUUUUUUUGUUUUUUUUUUUAAGGGAGAAGAUGAAGAGUGCAAAAGUUUGAGAUACCCUCAAGGUGAAUUCAAAAUUUAUCUUAAAAGCAGAAAUACUGUCUGUAUUUGUUGCAUGUAUAACUAGAAAAGCUAGAAAAAAAAACAGAGGCAGGUCAACGGUGUUCUGAAAGCACAGAGCAAAAAUGUUCUGUCUAAAUUUUAGUGGUUAAUUCUAAUCAAAGUGGAAAAACAACAGUUUACUUGGGAGACGUUGGUUGUUUUGUGUUGGGUAAAGCAGUGCUUUGUUCCGGGUCUUCAUGAGAAGUAGACCUAUAGAUGCCUUAAAUGAUCAUCCAGUGGACAGACAGACAGACAGACAGACAAUACCACUCACCAUAUUGAUUAAUCUAAAACUAAGCACUUUUAACCAAUGUGUUUUAGGUUACUAAGAAUAUCAGCCUUUUUUUAUGUUAAGCUCUGACCAGGUUAACGGUUUUAAACAUCGAGCCCUGAAGGGAAUUUUUGUUGUUCUUGUUGGAUGUCGUCCCCUGUGUAAAUUUGUCUUUUUAUUCUAAAUUGUUCUGCAUGAGACUCUUUAAAAAGAAAAAAAAAGAUCCCCAGUCAAAAAGUUUGGAAGUAAUAUGGACCAAAGACAGGGAGAGAUUUGAUCCUAUAACCCCAGAGCAGAUUAGCGAGGUAAAUUGCAUAUAUAUAAUAUUAUUAUUAUUAUUAUUAUUAUUAUUAUUAUUAUUAUUAUUAUUUGUUUUUGAGGAGGUACUAAGAUAAUAUCUGACACUGACUGAGACCAUCAUUUAUGCUCAGUUUUACUUUUUUUUUUUUUCCCUAUUUCAUUUUGAGUUGAUUUGUUUUCUUUGAAUUAAUUUUUUUGUUCUUUCUAGAAAUUUAGAUUUUAAUUUUUACAAUGUCAUUUACAAACCUGUUUUAUUGAGUUUGGAAACUCGAGAGAGAUUAAUGGCCUUUGUUGGACAAUUGAUUUCAGUUUAGAUUACUUUUCCUUAUUUUUUUGUUUUGGUUGUUUCAGUUUGAACAUAAACCAUUAAAUUUUAUUUCAUUUUGCUGAACAUUUUGUUUGGUUUGUUUCUUUCUUUUUCCUUUUUUUUUAGAUUUUGGUUUUGUUCUGUUCUUUUUCUGAUAAUAAAUCCCUGUUCCACCAAAAACAGGCAGUCGAAAGUCAGACUUAAUAAUUAACAUGUGGACCAACAGUAAGUCGAGAUGAGUAUUAUUUAAACUGUGCAAAGACACUUGAAGGAAAAUUAUUAUCCAGUAUAACAUUUCACAAAGCAACAUUUCUGAGAAGUACGAAUCACUACAGUUGUAGUUUAUUUAAGGUACGUUUUAAAGCAGUGAAGUUGAUAAAUGUCUUUUUUUUCUAGUAAAUCUGCUCUGAUUUCUGGCUCUUUUGGCAGGAUAGUGUUUGAUAUCACUGCUAAAUCCAAGCUUUUUCAGAUCAAAACCCAGUUUCUGUUGACUGGGCUUUCUCUUUUGAUUGAAGGCUCAGUUGUGUUUACCUGCAGAGUGAAACACUUCCUCCUGUUGUCCACCUGUAAAAUGUUUUUGAGAUUGGACUCCUCAUCUCUCUGGUGUUGAAUUUAGGCGGAUUGUCUUGUCACACAGGUGCUGUGUUUUUCAGAUUGAACAGAGAAACCAUUCACUGAUGGUGGCAAAUGAUUCCUGAAAAACGGUACCUGCUCAUGCUUUUUUUUUUUCUUUUUCCUGCUAUUCUACGCGACACUAAAUAAAAUGCCCAUCUAUAAUAUAUAUAUAUUCCGUAAAAGGAUUGUUUCCAUCAGAGCUUCAGUGUUUUGUGUUUCAGUAUUCACGUCAUUUCUUUUGGUUUUGUUUCCUAAACCUUAACAUUUUGUGCAAUACUUGGUGACCUGCUCAAAGCAGGUGAUAGAAAUGUGUUAUAGUCUUGAAUUGUCAUCCGUUUGAUAUAUUUUUUUUUUACUGAUGUUUUGUCGUUGCUCAGUUUUUCUCGGAUCUGCACGAAAGACGAGAGUGACGUUGUGACGGCAGUCCGAAUAAACUGCGCUCGGCCUUAAUUUAUAGGUGUAAUCUUGUGUUUUACAUCGGAAGCGCGGACAUUUGAAAAUGUACACAGUCAUACUUGUUACUUAUUGCAGUGUUCUAAAUGGUUUUAACGAUUUCUGUGGUUUUCUGUUUUUGUUUUUUUUGAAUGGACACAGAGUUGAAGUCCAUUAAAUGUCUUCUAACGUUGGAUUAUUUCAAUAAAAACAUGGUGCAAUAGUA
Molecule: messenger RNA, 3803 nt
Organism: Solea solea (common sole)
Lineage: Eukaryota; Metazoa; Chordata; Actinopteri; Pleuronectiformes; Soleidae
Gene: elavl1a
Product: ELAV like RNA binding protein 1a
Exons: 7
Coding region: 256-1302 (348 amino acids)
Cellular component (GO): ribonucleoprotein complex
Molecular function (GO): RNA binding
Source: RefSeq, a predicted model, not a curated record